UUGUGUCCGUCGCCGAUUCCCUUCCGCCAGCCGCAAGAGGGGAAGGCUUUUUCUGGGACGCUUUCACCUUGUAGGAAGCGCCUCAAGGGGGAGAUGCUCUUUUGUGGCGGGACAUGGCAGGGCUGAUCAAUUUCGAGGAUGAAGAGGAGGUGAAGGGCUACCUGGAGAACCUGGGCGUCGAGUACAGCUUCCAGUGCUACAAGGAGAAGGAGCCCGACGGUUGUCACCGUCUGGCAGAAUACCUAGAAGGAGUGAAGAAAAACUUUGAGGGAGCUGCUAAAGUGCUAAAGGAGAAUUGUGAAACUAAUUCACACAGUGAAAGCUGCUACAAACUUGGAGCUUACUAUGCAACUGGAAAAGGUGGCCUCCCUUUAGACCUGAAAACUGCAUACAAUUGCUUUUUGAAAUCUUGUAAGAAAGGAGGGAAGAAAUCCACAGAUGCUUGUCACAAUGCUGGAUUGCUGGUACAUGAUGGACGGGUGAAUGAUGAUGAGAAGCCCAAUGCACCCCUUGCCAGGGACUAUUACAGUAAAGCUUGUGAUGCGGGUUUUGCACCCAGCUGUUUUAACCUUAGUACAAUAUAUCUUCAAGGAGUCCCUGGGAUAGCAAAGGAUAUGAACCAGGCCCUGAACUAUUCUCUGAAAGCAUGUGAUUUGGGCCAUGUAUGGGCAUGUGCUAAUGCAAGCCGAAUGUAUAAACUGGGAGAUGGAGUUGAGAAGAAUGAUGCCAAGGCAGAAACCCUAAAGAAUAGAGCAAAAGACUUGCACAGGGAACAACAGAUACCUGCAAGAUCGUUAACAUUUGGAGAGUAAGCCUAGUCCAGUGAUCUACAACCUUCACAAGAAGCAUAUUUUAUUAAGCGGUGCAGAAAAUUGGUCUACAGAGCCGCUUCAUUGUACACAUUGAAGAUAUAUUUGUGAAAGCAAGUUUUUUAAUAGCCUGUAUAUUUUAGGGUGUUAAUUUUGGGGGAGUAAAUUUAAUUAAUCUAAAAUAUGAAAUGAAAAAGUCCUAUUUAAAGUCAGAACAAAAAUGUCUGUUCACAUUAGAAUGUGUUUUUUUCAAUGUGUUGAACAAUCAAAUCUUUUGUGACAUCCAGAAAAUGUAUGCAAUGCAAAGGAACCUAUUUUCUUAGUAGAGCAAUUCCCUUUUGCACCACAGUCCUCUAUUUACUUCCAGCAAGCAGAGAAGUAAAGAGGGAAAGGAGACAAGGAGAAAGAAAAGGCUGCUGUCCUAUAGACUCCUAACAGCAAAGGUGGGAAUCAUGCUGCCUUCUAAUGUUGAAUUUAUAGCUCCAAUGUUUUUCAUCCUUGCCUACUAGGUAGAACUGCUGAGAGUUAGUUCAACACCUAAGAGGCCACAUGUUUUCAAACCCUCCUUAACAGGGAUGUUGUAAUCAGUGGGACUUACUUUUGAAUAGGCGUGCACAGAAUCAUGCAUAUAAGAUCCUGUUGUGUGUAAAUACUUGUAAUUGCAGUACAGUACAGUGACAUGCAAUGAAUUAAAAUAAUGUUCUAAUUAAAGACUAAAA
Molecule: messenger RNA, 1528 nt
Organism: Anolis carolinensis (green anole)
Lineage: Eukaryota; Metazoa; Chordata; Lepidosauria; Squamata; Anolidae
Product: cytochrome c oxidase assembly factor 7
Exons: 3
Coding region: 114-812 (232 amino acids)
Cellular component (GO): mitochondrial intermembrane space
Molecular function (GO): protein binding
Source: RefSeq, a predicted model, not a curated record